UAUGACAGCUCUCACUCCAGAGUGAGCGCUCUUGAAGCCAUUCCUCUCUGCAGUCCCAGCUCUUCAGUCAUGCUGCGUCCGACGGUCCUCGGCCUCCUCCUGGCAUGUGCUGUGUCCCUCAGCAGCUCUGCAGUAAUUCUAGAAAAUGGCAUGCCCAUCUUGUGGGCGCACACAACCGGCCAAGUGACGGACCUGCCAACACAGAAUGGCAUUUUGACUCCCGAUCCCUGGCACUACCUUCACCGUAUGAGUCUUUACCGGCUGGCUAUAGCUGCCACAGACCCAUUUAUGGGUUCCAUGGGGACGAACGCUACAGACAGUCCUUUAUGGGGACUGCCACUGCAGCUUGGAUGGAUGCUAACUUCAGGGCGUCUCGCUGACCCAACUGGUGCUACAACCUGCGGCCUGCAAACAGGAGAUACUAUGUGUAUUUCUCCUCAAAGCUGGUGGGGCUGUGUGAAUUAUUUUGUCAGUGCACUCCCCUUCCUGUCUGCCGCACAGCAGGGCUUCAUUGGACCAGGAGUUCAGGUCCAGAUGCAGACGCCUGCAGGUGUAGAGGAUUUUUGCACCACCUAUGCUGACUGCACAACUCGCUACCCUGAUGCCAUGGCUAAGUGGGAUGCCUUUUUUCAGGGUCUGAAGGCUGCGACUGACUCUCCUCUGCCUGACAAUGAGAAGAAAGACUCUCUCCUUGGUCUCUACUGGGCAGCCCAGAUGGCUUCAACUCAUGCCUCUUCAGCAUGCAACGCCAGGAAGAGCCACUACUCCUCCACGGAAGUGUCCUUUGCUGACAGCUGGCUCAACUCAGCGGAGUAUGUAUCAGCAGCACAUUUCCAUUCCAAUUUGGAAAACUCUGCGAUGUUCAUAUCCCCUCUGCCAAGUCGAAUUUUACAGGAGGGUGACAGUGCACCCAACAUUGCUGAUCUGAGUGCAGAUGAGAACCACACACUGUCCAUCUUCUCCUGGAUGAAGAGCAUCAACUCUCUGCUUGGUGGGACGCUGGUGAAUUUGUGGCAGAGAGCAAUGUGUUCAGUGACCACGAGAGAGAAAGGCAGAGAGAUGUUGGGACAGCUCCUCCUGAAUCCCGGCUUCGCCACCAGCACUUUCCUGAGCAUCGUCACUGGAAUGUCGACCAGCUGCUGAGACAAACACACAAGCACACUCACAAACAGGAACAGAGAGAGACAACAACUCCACUUAUAUGAUGGUAUUCACUUUUUCAUCAGAAAGUUGACACAUGCUAAAAUUUGUCGAUUUUUUGAAUAGUAAAUUAUAUAGGAUUACUAUUGUAAAAAAAAAAAAAAAAAAAACUCAGAGGGAGAUUUCACUAAGACAAGACCCUGUUAAUACAAAGAGACAUAACUGGCAUUUUAUUUCCAUCAAAUUAAAUAGUUCAAGUACUGAAAGUUAGUUAUGUCAUUAUUUGGAAGGUGUAGAUCAACUGACAGAUUACAGUGUAAAGCAAGUAAUCCUCAGUGUAUGUUCUUGUUGUGCUUUUGUGAAUAUGUGUCCCAGUAAACCGCUGAUAAUC
Molecule: messenger RNA, 1531 nt
Organism: Lates calcarifer (barramundi perch)
Lineage: Eukaryota; Metazoa; Chordata; Actinopteri; Centropomidae
Product: protein LEG1 homolog
Exons: 8
Coding region: 70-1143 (357 amino acids)
Source: RefSeq, a predicted model, not a curated record